This is a messenger RNA of Sitophilus oryzae (rice weevil), 618 nucleotides long. RefSeq lists its product as uncharacterized. The transcript has a single exon. The coding region runs from base 1 to 618 and encodes 205 amino acids. The record is from RefSeq and is a predicted model, not a curated record. NCBI's taxonomy places the organism in Eukaryota, Metazoa, Arthropoda, Insecta, Coleoptera, Curculionidae.
AUGUGUAUCGGCGGCGAACAACAGAACUUAAUCCUAGAACAGCAACAGCAAGAGAUAAAACAAUGCCAAAAAUAUAAAUAUCUUGACAUGCACAUUACCAACGAUGGUAGCCUUGAUGAAGAAAUUAAGUGCAGAAACAACCAGCGAAGACAAGCAAUUAGACAACUCAACAGUAUUUUAUGGGAUCAGGCCGUAUCAACAGAAAACAAACACAAAAUUUAUAACAGCAUAGUUAAAACCAUCAUUAGUUAUGUUAGUGAAGUAUGGCCUUUGAAAAAAAGAAUCCUUAAGUUACACGAAGCUACAGAAAUGGACUUUUGGAGGCGCGCGGCCGGGGAAUCGAAACUGGAUAGAGUAAGAAAUGAAAGAAUUCAGAAUAUCAUGGGCGUUAAACACAGAAUAUCAGAAGACACCAAGAUUAACCAACCCAGGUGGUACGGGCACGUACAAAGAAUGGAAGAGAGCAGAAUCCCGAAGAAAAUACUGAAUUGGACACCGCAAGGCAAACGAAAGAGAGGGAGACCUAGACGGAGUUGGAGAGAAGGAAUAGACGACAACCUCUGGACAGACAGAGACCAAUGGAGACUGGAAAUCAGAAGACGGCGAAGAACGUUAUGA